This is a messenger RNA of Fusarium sp. VM40, 576 nucleotides long. The record is from the annotation of a GenBank genome assembly. NCBI's taxonomy places the organism in Eukaryota, Fungi, Ascomycota, Sordariomycetes, Hypocreales, Nectriaceae.
AUGGCAAUUUGCGCUUCUUGCCGUUUCGCCCUGCGGCGCACUAUCACUACACACCCUACGAAACCCAUGGCAGCUCGUUCAAUAACUACAAGCCCAUCAACGGCCGCCUCGAUUCUAGAGAAGCCUACGUGGUCCGUUCGAAGUCUACUUCCCUCUUCGCAAUCCUCAGUACCAGCAGAGAAGAUUACACCAAAGCAAUUACACCACCUCCUCCGUCUCUCAGCCCUACCGCUUCCUACAACACCCGCCGACGAGACUGCCAUGAUAAAUACCCUUGAGAGCCAGCUACAGUUUGUUCGUGCUGUGCAAAGUGUUGAUACAACCGGCGUUGAACCCUUGCGGGCGAUCCGCGACGAGACACCAGAGGCUCGACAAGAGGUGACGAUUGGUCUUGAAGAGCUGCAAGAGGCCCUGGGCAAGGAGGUCCGUAUAGGACAUUACCAGCGGGCGAGGCGGGUUAGAGAAAAGAUUGAGUCUAAUGCGGAGAAGUGGGAUGCUCUUGGUACAGCAGGCAAGACAGCUGGAAGAUAUUUCGUGGUCGAGAGUGGAAAGAAGGACGUUGAAGGUGGAGAAUAA